AUGGUCGAUACGCUUCGUGUCCGAUGCCCGAACAAGCAAAAAGGAUGCGACUACGAAUGCGAGCGUCACUUGCUCCGCGGACACGUCGCUUCCGAAUGUGCAUUCGAGUACGUCGACCAGGACCUCACCGAGGGCAAACGCUGCGGAUGCUCGGCCAGAGUCAUGCGCAAGGACUGGGCCUCUCACGGCCUCUCGUGUCCCAAACGCAAGGUGACCUGUCCAACUUGCGAUACCACGCUGAGCUUUGACGAGCUCGAAGAUCAUUCCCAGACCUGCUCACCCGAGCCUGCCGUCUGCGAGUUUUGCGAGCUCAGCACCAUCAAGAGUCGUCUCACACUUCAUGUUGCCAGCGACUGCGAGCAAGCCCCCGUGCUCUGCCCGCAUUCCGCUUUUGGAUGCGGCUGGGUCGGUCCGCGUCGUCGACUUACCCGACAGGCCGACACAGCGUCCAAGAGCACCGAGCUGACGCACUUGGAGGAUGAGUGCCGCUUUGAGCCGCUCAAGGCGUUUUUCGACAUCUUCAGCCAGCACGUCAACAGUCUCAAGGAGGAAAAUUCUGUUCUCAAAGCGCGCUUAGACGACUUUCAGACUCGCCAGCUGGGUCAGGCACGUCGUGUCGACGACUGUGUUCACAGCCUUGGCAGCUGGUAUCGGUCAGCAGGCGAACUGCGCUCGGUAGGGCUCGAACAGCGUGCAAGAGGAUCACAGAUGGGGGUGGAUGGAGAAUGGGACGAGUUCCCGCUCGAUUCGCAGAAUUGGGAACGGUCGCUGAGCCAGCAAAGUUUGGCAGCGCGGCAGUCAAGAGCGCAGAGUGCCUCAGGCAUUCCCAGUAUGGACUUGGCCACGUGGGCUCGAAGGCAGUAUUCCGACCUGUCCUCGUCGGAUCUCUUGGAACAGGCCAACGCAGCGUCGCGCUUGCCGUCGCAGCGUGCCUCAAGCUCUUAUCCGUCUGUCGUCAUGGAUGAUGCCAUGUUUCAACAUUCUUCGCCACGCUACUUGGCACCACCUGCAGCAGCUCCUCGAUCCAUGCCUAGCACUAGCUCUAAUCGUCUCGCUACGCACACGCCAUCUCCUUCACGCGAAAGCAUGUCGUACCUCGGCAGCGCAGAGACGAGCGCUUCUGCCACCACAGGUCGAUCUGCGACGUCUACGUCGAUGACCACACGGCUCGAAGCCAGCUCUUCCGGCACAUCCGCUCUGUCCCCGCUUGCUUACGGUUUCCCGCCUGGCCCUCUACCCGACGCAGACCGCGAUGGCGUAGACCGAAGCAGCCUCGAUGCGGCCAUUUCGUCGCUCACCGCUUCCGUGGCGGGGCUCAGCUCCGGACUGUCCAGCCUGGACAAGCGCACAGAGGAAGGUCACAUUGCCGCUGUCAAGGCUGGAUUCGACGCGGGCAGGGUGCAGGAAGAAGUGGCCAGUUUGCGACACGGCUUGCAUGCGGUGCGCAUGCAGAUCCACCAAAUCCUGAUGCAGCAGCAGAGACAUGCGCUCUUCUCGUCGCCUUCGUCCAUGGCGGCUCUUUCGCCGACUGCGCCAGGUGCGAUGGGCGGAACCCCGGCGGAUGCCACAGCUGGACCUAAUUACAUGAUGACGCCGGCCGGCGCCGGCGCGGCGGGAUUGCCCAUGCUCUCUCCACCGCUGUUAAGAAGAUGGGCCGGAUUGGAACAUACGAAGCUCUAA
Molecule: messenger RNA, 1680 nt
Organism: Sporisorium graminicola
Lineage: Eukaryota; Fungi; Basidiomycota; Ustilaginomycetes; Ustilaginales; Ustilaginaceae
Exons: 1
Coding region: 1-1680 (559 amino acids)
Molecular function (GO): zinc ion binding
Source: RefSeq, a predicted model, not a curated record